AUGCCCGGACCGCCGGUUCCCUCGGCGACCAACACAAGCACCAGCCUCGCCAUCACCAACCCGCUCGUCCUCUACCGCACCCUCGUCGCUACCAACCGCAUAAAAGCCGAUCCCGCCCAGCACCGGCUCGCGCUCCAACUCCAAAAGCUCUAUUUCCGCCUCAAGGACUACCGUCCAGAGAUCGAUUACCGCCGCCGCCUACAGCGCGUGACCCGCGGCCUCACCUCCUCUCCCUCCUCCUCCUUCGCCUCCGCCAACAGUCAUCCCACUUCCAGCCAUGGCGCCAAGUCGGGGUCGCCCUCCUCCUCCUCCUCCUCUCCGCCCAAAAAGUCUCUCCUCUCGUCCCUGUUCGAGUUCGGCCCCAGAGCGACGGCCGACAUGAAAGCCCUGACGCGCAGCACCCCCUUGCACGACACGGCGCUCGCCAUCGACUCCCCGCAGGGCCUUCUGCUCUACGGCGGCGUGGGCCGCGGCAAAUCCAUGCUGCUGGACCUGCUGUUCGCGAGCCUGCCCACGGCGGGCAAGCGGCGCUGGCACUUCAACACCUUCAUGCUGGACGUGUUUCGGCGGCUGGAGGUGGAGCGGUUGGCAAGGAUGCGGAGUGCUGGUGGUGAUGGGAGAGGGGUGGAGCACGAGCAUGUGGUGCUGAGUCUGGCGCGCGAGACGGUCGAGACGAGUCCCGUGCUGUUCCUGGAUGAGUUCCAGAUGCCGGAUCGCGCGAGCAGUCGGCUGGUCAAUGGGUUUCUGACCGGGUUCUUUGGCUUGGGGGGAGUGUUGGUCGCGAGCUCGAAUCGCAUGCCCGAGGAGUUGAGUAAAGGGCAGGGUGUUAGGUUCAGUGACCCGUACUGGGGUGGGAGGCAGGGGCGCUGGGGGCGAGGGGGAUGGGUGGGGUGGUUUGGCAAGGGCCAGUCUGGUGGGCGUCCACCAGAUGAGGCGGAGCGGUUUGUCGAGGUGUUGAAAGCGAGGUGCGAACUUUGGGAGAUGGAAGGGGAACGAGAUUGGCGAAGGGAGGAGACUGAGGAAAAUGCUGAAGCUGACGCUGCGGCGUUCGAUGGCGAGACGGGUCCUGCUGACAACACUGGUGAGCCAGGCGUCACGCUGUCCACGUCGCCCUCGUCCUCGCCACCAGUCGAGCCAGCAUCUUCCGAUGUCCCGCCUCACUACCACUUAACAGGCCCUAGCCUCCCUUCCUCCAGCCUCACCCACGACAUCACCACACUGAACCCUACGCAGCACUGGUCGCCACUCAACCUCACCAUCUACGGCCGCACGCUGACCCUCCCCCAAACCUACCAUGCCUCCGCCACCACGCUUCACCCUGCUGCCAACGCCAAAAGCGAAGGCGGUGUCCUCAACGCCACCUUCGCCAACCUCUGCACGCGCCACCUCGGCCCCGCCGACUACGUCUCGCUCUGCGCCCGCUUCCACAGCAUAAUCCUGACCUCGAUCCCCGUCCUCACGGCCACGACCAAGAACGAAGCGCGCCGCCUCAUCUGGCUCAUCGACGCCAUGUACGAGGCGGGCGUACGCCUAGUCGUCUCCGCCGAGGCACCCGUCGACCGGCUCUUCUUCCCGGAGGUGAGGCGCCGCAGUGGCGGCAGCAGCCAAGGAGGCGAGGACGGGCGGAUAACUGGUCCCGCGGUGGCCGUGGGGCAUAGUGACAGUAUUGAGAGUGAGGCGAUGAGCGAGAUGUACCAGGACAGCACGGCGCCGUUCCGGCCUAAUGUGGCGAGUUACGAUGGGGCGGGAGGCGGGGCGCGGAAUGAGUGGCGGAGUGCGGAUCCGACGUUUGUCCCUGGGGGCAGAGAGGCGAGGAAUAUGCUCGCGGAUGAGGAUGCGGAUUUUGGGCCAACGUAUGGGAAUGGGAGGGGACAUGGGCCGAGUGCGAGUCAGGAGGGGAUGAGGGAGGUGUUGAGGCGGCAGGGGAUGGAUGGUGGUGGUGGCGGUGGCGGUGGGUUGAGUGUUGGUAUGGCGCCGGAUUUCACGGAUACGAGGGUGCUGGUCGGUGAGGACGAGAAGUUCGCGUACCGUCGCGCCAGGAGUCGGCUGUGGGAGAUGUGUGGGCGGCGGUGGUGGAGGGUUCGAGAGGGAAGGCCGGUGGCCGAGUGGUGGCGGCCUGAGGGUGGGGCAGGGAGGUUUUGGGAAGGCAUCAAGGACGAGGAUGUUGAGAAGGUGGUGAACGAGGUGGAGAAGGGAAUGGAGGGUACGCAUGAUGGUGGUAGGAGGAGGGUCGACGCUAUGAGGGAUGCGGAAGGUGAUUUGUUCAAGCAUGGCGCGAGCCCAUAUCGAACAAGCGAAGAGGCGCCGCCCAAGUUUGGCUGGCAACAUGCCUGGGGUAUGAUGCGAUGGGGGAAAAAGGCGGGCGAUUGGGGCAAGGGUGUAGAAGGGACCAGGGGAAAAGGCGCAAACGAAUAG
Messenger RNA from Cyphellophora europaea CBS 101466, 2415 nucleotides. RefSeq lists its product as uncharacterized. Lineage: Eukaryota; Fungi; Ascomycota; Eurotiomycetes; Chaetothyriales; Cyphellophoraceae. The transcript has a single exon. The record is from RefSeq and is a predicted model, not a curated record. Gene Ontology annotation, cellular component: cytoplasm; mitochondrion. Bases 1 to 2415 code for a protein of 804 amino acids. Gene Ontology annotation, molecular function: ATP binding; ATP hydrolysis activity.